AUGGUCUUUGGCUGGUCCCAAAAUAUUCAACGGCGAUUACUCCUGUACGUCCUCCAGCAGAUAUCAUUAUUUUCUAAUCUAGAUUUGACAAACUUAGAUGUUUCACUUGGUACAAAUUCUGUUUUUACCUUUACUGAUAUCGAUCUAUCAGUUACGGAUAUUCAUAUUCCAUAUUUGAGAGUGAACUCCGGAUCAAUAGGCAAAUUAACUUUAAAACUUACUGUAAGUGGGGGACUGGAUAUAAAGGGGAGUGAUGUCUCUUUUGAUGUGACAUUACAAAAUAAAAAUGAUAGUAAUGACAAGGAAGGUAACGAUGAUACUGCAUUUCCUACUCUUUUAAUGAAAAGUAUGCAUGAUUUAACAACAUCUGUAAUGCAGGUCGGUAAAGAGACAAAUAUUAAUAUUGAUGUUGAGGAUCUGGGAGAUCUUAUUGAAGAAGCAGAAGAAAGUCGACCAGAAAGUAAACAGUCUCAACUGACAUCAACCCCUGAAAUUGAAGAAGAAAACUCGAAUAAAGAAUCCCAACCCACAAGAAUACAAAAUAUGAAAAAUAAGGUACUUGGAACUAUUUUAUCCAAACUUACACUAGAUUUAUCCAAUAUUACAGUAUCUAUCAAAGAGGAAAAAGAAAAUAAUUGUUUACAACUGUCCUUAAAGAAUGUCCAACUAUUAACAAUAGAACAAGGUAUUAGAAAUAUUAUUAUUAGUUCCUUACAAAUAUUCUAUUCUUCCACGGACAUGUGUCCUGAGCCUAACGAUAAUAUGGACGAAAGUAUGUAUUAUUCGAAGAUGGGAGGUACCUCAGUUUAUAUGAGUGCCUUAGAUAUACCUCAUACACAUGAUACAGAGAGUGAAAGUCAUAAUAGUGAUACUGAAGUUGGUGACCCAAUUGUGAAUUUAAAAGAUAUUAACAUAUCCUUUAAAGGGUUAACAUCAAUAGAUGACGUGAAAAUAACUGAUUUAAUGAUAGACAUACUUGAAAUUGAAAUCGAUGAAAGUAGUAUGGUGCGAAUGAACACAGAAUUUUUUUAUUUUAUAAUAGAGCUAAUUGACAAUAUCUCACAUGAAAAUCAAAUAAAUAAAAAUAAGAACAAUGCAGUAACUAUGGUCAGCAAAACUAAAGAUUCAGAAUCAUAUAAAAGAUUUCAAGAUGAACAACACAUCCUAAGCGCUAAUGAACUUUCAUAUAUUUGUAUUGGCAAAGUUUCAGCAAGCCUCUCAUUUGAUAUUAAACUAGAAAUCAAUAAACUAUAUGUGAAUCAAUUAGAAAAUAAAGAUUAUACAGUUGAUGUGAGUUCAAUCACUUUGAUCGGUGAUGGGAUAACAGUUUCUAAACAAUAUAGUCCUAUAAUCAAGGUUUUAUUAAAACAAAAAGAAAAUAUAAUUAAUAUUACAGAUGCAUUGAAUGUAUCAGUUGUUCCAGAAAAAUUAAACCAUGUGGUUAUGAUGAUUGAAGAAUUGACAUUAUUUAUAUCUAAGUUAAAAUUAAAAAGGGACAAUCUCUACUGCGACCAUAACUCAAAGAAAAAUCGAAACAAUACCCCAUUAUCAAUAUUUACCCAAGAUGUUUCAUUGUCACUUCUUCUCCCGGAAUAUAAAUUGACGAUUUUAUCAGACCCAAUAAAUUUCGAAUCAAAAUGUGGGACAACGGUGAUACCUAGUCUGAGACUUAUAAAACAUGACACCAAAAAAGUGACUGAAAUUUUAACUUUUCUAGAUAUUAAAUUCAAUCAAUAUAAAGAGAAAUUCGAAAGAUCUUCCUUCAAUGACAAAUUUGUUCCAGUUAUUCUAAGUUCAUAUAACAAGUGUGAGAUCAAGUCAAUAUCCAUAAAAGAGUCUAGAGAUGUUCUAGAGGACCUCUAUACCGAUAUCACCAAUACCCUCGAGUUUUCUUCAUCUUCCUCUUUCAAUGAAAUUUCACAAAUAAAUAAUAGAGUUAAGAAAACGAUUGCUCGAACCAACAACGCAAUGAAGAAAAGUGUCAGAAUAUUAAAUUCUUCUGGUAUUAUUUAUCGAAAAUCUAUCGUAGCGCUUGUAAUAAUUGACUGUGAAUCAAUAAAGUUUAGAAUCAACGAUUUUAUUAGUGGUACGACAUUCGGUUCAUUAAAAGGUAAAUUACAAAAUAACUUACUUACAUUCUUAGCUGAUUCAAAUGACAUAAUAUUUCAUACCGCUGGAAUUAACAUCGAUCGACUCGCCUCUGAAGACAAUACUACUCAGACGAUCGUUUCGCUAAUUAAACCAAUAGAUCUUCUGAAACCAACGAUAUAUUUACAAAUAAAAAGAGACAAUAAUUCGAAAUGUUAUAAAAUUCUUCUAAGGAAUUUGUCAUUACAUUAUUAUUCUAACUGGGUUUAUUUCUUGAAUAAACUUUCUCCUGGUAAGAGGGAAACUGUAGAUACCAAUCCCUCGGAGCUACUUCAUAACAAUACUACACAUCCUUUUGAAAUUGAAUUGAAGAUAUUCGAUUCAUCUGUAUUGAUACGUCCAUUUCGAAUAAAAGCUGGACUUUUAAUAUUGAUAGAUCAGUAUACUAGUAAUAUUUCUGCCGUAAAAAGAGAAUUAAAUGGUGUUGCCAAAACUCUCUCUGUUCUACUGAUAGAUGAUUUAAAGAGUUGUAAAUUUCAGGAUUUCGAAAAUAAAAAUAAAUCGUUAAUAUCCUAUUACUCACAGCUUGGCUUCUCAGUUGUUGGAAAGAUUAAUAUAUUAAAAUUAACUUGUACAUUUCUUAAAAAUGAUCCACAGUUAACGUUAAUUCCAGAAGAAAUCGAAUUAUCUCUUUGUGCAGAUUCUCUUCACAGUUUAGUUCAAUUAUUGAUAGAUCUCAAGUUACCCGAGACUUUCCCCGAUAGUUUAAAAUUUAAACCAGAAUUGAUAUCACUUAUCGACACCUUUAAAGACAUAAAUUUUGAAUAUUUAAUUGGAAAUGUCACUAAUAUCGAAGAUUCAGUUACGUCUUACAUUUCUUCUUCUGUUGGCAUAGUAGAUAAUUUUUUAGAUAAUUCAAAACAGAUACAAUCAUCAACAGAAUUAGCAUCAAUUCAAACAGAAUCUACAAAUACAACAGGAAUAAAUAUCGAAAGUUUGCACCUAGACGAAAGCUACAUUGACAGUAAACGUCCAAUAGGUUAUAUAUUAAAAGAAAAUGCUCGUGAUGCGAAAUAUGAGCAAGAUAUAGUAGGUAAGAAUGAAACUAAUAUUAAAAUCAAUGUAACUUUCAAAGUGAAGAAGAUCGAAAUUAAGCUAUAUGAUGGUUUCGAUUGGAAAUAUUCAAGAAAGAUUAUUAAUGAUACUAUGGUGAAUCUGAAGCAUGGGACAGUUAGUAAUGGCAUUCAAAAAAUUGAAAAUGAUAUUAAUAUUGGAAGACCAGCAAAUAUUAUGACAGGGACAUCUAUAUUUGAAUCUAUUUAUGUAACACCAGAGACCAAACAACUACCUUCACUUCCUUAUAAUGGGCAUGAUAAACUAUCGGAUAUUACUGAAGCUGCAAGUGCAUUUAAGGUGAAUCUGCGACCCUCCAAGAAUUAUCAAGUACUAAUACAAAUUUUAAAUUUAGAUAUUAAUUUUACUAGUUUUGAUGUAGAGGAACCUUCCAAGGAAGAAUCCCAAGACAACUCCGAUAUAUUAAAUAAAAUAUCGUUAAGUGUUGAUAAAUUUGAAAUUAUUGAUAAUGUCGCCACUUCGUCAUGGAACAAGUUUAUUUCAGAGUUACACGGAAGUCCUGGCUCUGAUAUAUCCAAAAUGUUUAAAAUGGAUCUAUUGAUAUCCAGACCUAUUGAUUACUUGAAAUCUAUUGAUUAUAAUCUCGAUAUAUAUAUAUCACCUUUAAGAUUACAUAUUGAUCAGGACACGUUAGACUUUAUUACCAGAGUAUUUGAAUUCAAAGACCCUAGAUUUGAAUUAAUUGAUGAAUAUCCAGAGGUAUCCUUUAUUGAUAAACUACAUUUAAAUCCCGUCCAUUUAUGUUUAGAUUACAAACCCAAAACUGUAGAUUACACAAGUUUAAGAUCAGGUCACUCUAGUGAAUUUAUGAAUUUUUUUGUGUUAGAUGGAGCUAAAAUUAUAUUGAAGGAAGUUUGCUUCUAUGGUAUUAAUGGAUUUGAAACUAUUAAUACGAAAUUGAAAGAUUUCUGGACCCCUGAUAUCGUAAAGAGACAACUUGGUGGUGUAGUUGGUGGUCUUGCUCCUAUCAAAUCAUUUUUUACAUUGGGAUCUGAUGUAAAGACCUUUGUCACUGUAUUAAUGUCAGAUUAUAGGAGUGGAGAGCAUAUGUCUACGAGUCUGAAGAAGAAUGGGAACGUUUUUAUCAAGACUACCACAGGAGAUUUUAUCAAAUUAGGUGUUAAACUUUCUAGUGGGACGCAGGCCAUAUUGGAAUCUACAGAAGAAAGACUCGGAGGUCAAGGUAUGAGUUCAAGAAGAUCAAAAUUAGAUCAAGAAACAAUGGAACAAUUAAGCCAUUCCGUAUUAGAUUAUAGGAAAUUGGUUGAUGAAGAUCAAUUAGUUGGAGGAACAAAUCCACGUAUUCAUUCACAUGAACCUGCUGCGAUUAUUAUCGAACCCUCUGCAUAUCCAGGUGGAGACCCCAAGAUCAUUAGUCUUUAUGCUGACCAACCAUUAGAUAUUCAUCAAGGACUUGAAGAAGCAUAUCAUUCUUUGGAGAAACAUUUUAAUAUUGCAUAUGAUGCUGUAUGGAAGACACAAACAUCUGAGACUAACUAUAGUGAGGAAACACCAACAAUUGGUGCAAAAGCUGCUGCUGUGAGUGUUAUGAAAGCUGCACCAAUUGCCAUUAUUAGACCAUUGAUUGGAGUCACUGAAGCAUUAUCAAAGACGUUUCAAGGAAUAUCGAAUCAAGUUGAUAAACGAAAUAUACAAGAGAUGAAAGAUAAGUAUAAAUCUAAAAGUGAUCGAAAUAGAUAA
Molecule: messenger RNA, 4923 nt
Organism: Maudiozyma barnettii
Lineage: Eukaryota; Fungi; Ascomycota; Saccharomycetes; Saccharomycetales; Saccharomycetaceae
Gene: ATG2
Product: Atg2p
Exons: 1
Coding region: 1-4923 (1640 amino acids)
Biological process (GO): autophagy of mitochondrion; reticulophagy; autophagosome assembly
Cellular component (GO): extrinsic component of membrane; phagophore assembly site
Molecular function (GO): phosphatidylinositol-3-phosphate binding
Source: RefSeq, a predicted model, not a curated record